CUGGCGGGGAGGGGGCGGGGGCGGAGCGGGGGCGCGGGGCGGCAGACGCGCGGCGCGAACACUUGUGGGCCCGAGCCAGGGACUGUCCCACGCCGCCCAGCCCUGCUGCACCGCGGCCAUGGAGAAGAGGAUAGAACUUGAGAGAAGGGGCAGGAGUCCUUCCAAGAUCACAGAGCUCAACUUGGACAACUGCAAGAGUACCUGCAUUGUUGGCCUGACAGAGGAGUUUGAGAAGCUGGAGGUAUUGAGUCUUAUCAAUGUAGGACUGACCACACUCAAGGGCUUCCCAGCUCUUCCCAACCUCCGGAAGCUGGAGCUCAGUGACAAUCGAAUCUCUGGAGGACUGAGUGCCCUAACCUGCCUUCCCAAGUUGGCUUAUCUCAACCUCUCUGGCAAUAGAAUCAAAGACCUGGAAACACUGGAGCCUCUGAGGCAUUUAAAGUCCCUGUUUAACCUGGACCUAUUCAACUGUGAGGUACUGCAAAUUGAAAACUAUAGAGAGAAGAUGUUUGCACUCGUCCCCUCCCUGGUGUACCUUGAUGGGUUUGACAAAGAAGACAAUAGUGAGGAGGAAGAGGAUGGAGAAGAGGAGGAGGAUGGAGUGGAAGCUAUUGGGGAAGGUGAGAAUGAGGAAGAUGAUGGCGUGGUGGUGGAGGGUGAGCAGGACCAAGAUGAAGAUGAUGACGAUGAAGGGGGUGAGGAAGAGGAAGAAAUAGAUGAGGAGGAAGUGGAGGAAGAGGAGGAGGAAGAUGAGGAAGAAGAUGUAGCCCUCGAUGCCCUGUACAAGGAUUACAAUCCCGAAGGGGAUGAUGAUUAUGAAGUUGAGGAGGGUGGAGAAGAGGAAGAGGAGGAUGCUGUUGGUGAGGAAGAUGGUGAGGUUCCCAGAGGGCAGAAGAGGAAGCUGGAGGAUGGUGAUGACUAACUAGGGAUUGCCUGUCUCUGGCCACGUGGUGACCUCUAGAAAGGGGUUGAUGGGAAAAACUGGAGGAGCAGCUCAGCCAUACCAUUGGUAUCCAGGGCCGUGCUCUAGCAACACUGUGGUCCAUUGAACACAUAAGAUGGUGGUUACUGGGUAGCAACUGCAGUGAUGAGGAAGAUCAAAGUCUGACUCUGGCUUACAGUAAUCUCAAAGUACAUCAUCAUUCAUCAUCAACACCUCAUUUCCUACUAAGUAGGGUGGUUAAUUUAAAGUAAAUGCAUCUGUUAAAUUUACCUCAGUGUAUCAAAAAGAAUUACUUAAGCUCAUUGGACUCUUGACAGUGUUGUGUCUCGAAAGACACUAUGUAAUUGGUAUUUCAGCCUCACACCUCUCCUCUGUGACCUGCAGCCCUGGACUUGGUGGUAAUUAUUUGUGAGCCUUUUGUGGCUGAUGUCUACAUAUGUGACUCCAGCAACACUGUUGGGGUCAUAUGCUGGAGUCCUGACUUAAAGUUUUGGAUUCAUUUCAGACCACCUUUGAGGACCUGGAUAGUUGGCUUUUAAAAGGCACACUAGAUAGUUGCUGUAGCUGAUGUUAGGACUGCAGGAAUCAAGGAGUGGCUGAGGUCAGGAGUGAGUGGUGGUACAUGUGGAGGCCAGUAACAAACAACCUGAUGAUGUGGGUCAGCACAUCACAGCUUAACAACUGUUGUAAGGCAUUUGACAUUUGCUUUCUUUUCUUUUGAUAUUUGUCUCAAAUCUGUUAAAAGUCAUGGAAUGUUGUCUUUAAAUCUAACUUUAAUAUGUUUGUUGUUCAGUAAUUGUUCAGAUUUUUAAAAAUGUUAUCAGCAAUAAGAUUUCAUUUUGGGUCCUGACUGGUGAAUGUGUGUGUACAUGUAAGCAUAAGACUCCUAGUUAAUUUUAGGACAGAGUUGUACAGGCAGUGUAACAGAUGGUACCAUCAGUACAGUAAUUAUAGAAUGUUAACUGGGAUUGCCUGAAGUAAUGUUUUAUUUUUCUUUAUGAUAAUGUGUACAAUAGAAAAUGUGUACAAUAGAAAAUGUGUACUAUUAGAGCAGAGAGUGUGUGUGUGUGUGUGUGUGUGUGUGUGUGUGUGUUGGAUAAUUGAGUUGGUAUGGCUUUGUCUGUACGUCUGUCUGUUUGCACACGUAUGCAUGUGGCUGGCCAAGCCCUCUGUCAUGGCUGCUGAGGCUAGCUGGAUCAUAGUGAGGGCUGGUGACUAGACUGUACCACUGCCCUUCAACUCCUCCAUCACAAGGUGUGAGGAUUUUCAUUCAUUUUGCUUUUAAAAGGGAACAGAAGUUUGGUAUCAAAGUUCUUUUUCAUGCUCAUUGUUAAAGAUUAUGGUUUCAUUCACAGAAAAGAUAAACAUUUUGGGUUUAGGAAUGACAUAAAAAGUAUUAAAAUAAUCUAUAAGGUUUAUAAAUUGUGUGGAAUUAGACUUGAGGCAAUGGGAUGCUAGGUCACAGAGAUUAUAAAUUUGUAACAGUAUAUGUUUGCUGCAGAAGUUGGAUGACAUCUAGAUAUGGUAGUAGUGUGGUCUCUGAUCUCAUGAAAACAGCUCCUCUUCCUCCACAGAGCCCCAGCAGCCAUGACCCCAAUCUGUGUGUUACAUGCAGAUCCCCAGCAUCCCCCACCCCCUUGAUUUGUUGCCCUCAAGCUGCUCACUUAGCAAUCACUUUUAAUGAUCAGGAAUUACUAACAAUAAGGAAGAUUAUUAUACCACAUAUGUGUGGUAGUUAUUAAUUUGGUGGUUUAAAAAAAAAUGCCAGUUGUAAGUUGAAUAUAUGAACAGAGGCAUUCUCACAAAAUUCAAUAAGAUUACAAAGUUUACAGAUAUGUGCUAAAUAUAAGACAGAAGAAACACAAUCUGUUGAUAAUAGGGUUAUCCGUACUAUUAUCCAGGAAUGAGAUUAAUACCUUGAUAUCAUGUAAUAACAUGUUUUUGAGUUGUUCCAAGAAAAAUGAAAGCUAGUUUUCUUUGCUUGUACAGGGACAAGAAGAGUCAAGCACUCUUUCAAUAACCAUACUAAAAUAACCAUCAUAACUAGUUCUUUGAUUUGUAGACAUGGAAAUGAAUCAUGUAAUUUAUAGGUCUUGAAAAGGAAAAAAUAAAAUGUGAAGCACAAACCUAUAAGGGUAGACAAAAGAGAUCACAAAUGGUAGGCCAUUGUAAGGGUUGUCACCAGUCCAACAUGUGAAGUGAAUUAUAUAUCCAUUUUCUAAUAUCAAUUACAGAGAGAUUAUGGAAGGGGAUGUUGGGGUAGUGUGUCCACUACAGUUAUCAAGAGUACAAAGUACAGGGCCCAGCCUCUGCUGCAGCCAGGUAACACAGCCUCCAGGCGCAGCAGUCAUGUGUAAGGUUAUCCGUCUCACUCAGAACUUGUCCCGUGUGGGCCCCCUCACCUGGGUCGCAGGAGGUCCCAUAAGAGUUAGUUACACACAGUUGCUGCAGACAGUAGUAGCCCAUGUGCCUCUUGGUGAGGUGAGGUCAUCACCACCCAUUUCAGUAAAGAACCUUUUAUAUAGUUUGAGUUUGGGCUGCUCACAGACCUGUGGUGUAGCUAUCUGAGGCACUACACCUGAUUUUGUCUCUUGUUAGGCCUUAAUGAUUUUCUAUCUUCUAAGCCACUCACAGGCAGAUUUUGAGGUAACUAAAUGAAAUUAUGAUGCCAAUUGGUUUGUGCCUCAGAAUCACCCAAACCAGACUGGAGUAGUAGUGGAUUUGAUUAUGUUUAUGGAGUAUAUGAGUAGUUGUGACUUGUGGAGUCAUUUUCACUGUUAUGCAAGGGUGUCUGAGUGCAAUUCCUCACCAAACACUAAUUGUAAAAGUACUUGGGUGUGGCAUUGACUAGAUUUCCACUAUCCUGUAUGUGUGUUAGAGUAAAUGUGUGAAUGUUUGAAUGAAGUAACACUGCUGGCCUUGGUGAGCACCCCAUGUCACCCUCCUUAGCCCUCACCUAGGCUAUAUUCUUCCAAUAGCAGUCUUUUAUGUGUCCUCUUGCUCAUUUGUCAUUGCAUCUGAGACUUAAUCAUUCUCGUAAAAAGUACCGACUGUUGAGGGCUUAAAUUUGUUAUAAAUUAUUGAAACUACUCAUGAAAAGUCUUUAUUAAGUACAUGUACAAGAUAAGAAAUGCAAGGAAAUAUGUGUGGUGUGAAGAGCUGAGGACCUGCCAAAUAUGUUUACUCUACAUGAUGUGAGGGAAUGAGGUGCCAUCAAGGUCACUCAACUUCAUACUUCCAGGUCAUGGAGUGGUCACCUCCCAAGCUAGUUAGUAGGGGGGGCAUUUGGGGACUGUAAAACCCCAUUAAUAUAAGGGAUCCCCCAUGUAAUGUUCAGAAUUCAGGAGAUCUGGUUUUAUUAAUGAAUUAAGGAUUGAUUAUAUAUGUGUACAAAUUAUUCACGGGAGAACUCUGUGGAUGAGCAGGGUGUGGUGUCCCUAAGUGCUUCCUCUCGGAGUAGUUGUAGUAAACUUCUAGACCCCAUGCAGAGAAAGGUGCCUUCCCUGAGGGGUGCCAACACUGCCUCCCGCCCCUCAAUGAUCCUGUUGGAGGCUAGUUUUUUCUUUACACCCGGGCUUUGUUUUCUGUAUGGUCUGUCAUCAAGUGUUAUUUGUUGGAUCUUUUAUCAGUAACUGAGGUAUUUUGUAUGUCAACAUGUAUUUUCUAGGUCAUGCAACACCAAGUGUGGGCCUUAGUCAUGUCCAAAGGCAGUUGUUUUAGGUUUUUGUUGCAGUUAACAAUUUUACUUUGCCUGAGUACUAAAUGGUCUGGUAAAUAAAGCAUCAUUCAUGGUAUUGUUGUAAUCUGGGCAGAGAGAAAAGAGAUAUCUCAUACAGUGGUUAGCAUACCUAGUUAUGAAUCUGUGGGCUCAGAUUUGAUUCCGGCCAUGGCAGUCUUUGCACAGUCCAUCCAGUUUUUCAUCCUCCAUUUCUGGUUGGUUAUUUAUGAGUGCCUGGGGAAGGUAAACUUGGGUGACACAUACCCUGCAUCCUGGGGUAAUCUGUUUCUAUCCACUACAGUCUUAAGGGUUAGAGGUGGAGAAAAGUGUCUAUAGCUUAUAUGCUCCCCACUUACAAUACUUUAGUAAAGGUAAAGUUGGGGGUCUGUGACAUAGCUGCACAUGGCCUCAGUAGUCACCUCUCAUUAGCCCUUUAGUUUGUGGGGUCAUUGGAUAUUCAGAUUACCACUGUUUACCCUCCCCAGGCUUCCCUGGAUACCCAUUUAUUGACCAGUGCAAAAGAGGAGAUGAACAACUGGGUGGGCUCGUGAGCUGACUGUCUGGGUCCGAGGAUUUAAAGCUAGGCGUGCUACUCGCCACACAUUGAAGUAUGUAUUUUGCUAAAGAAGACAAAGUAUUUAUCUACUUUAUAUGUCAUUUAAUUUAUAGUAUACUAUUUUUGUUAUGUAACAACUUAAACACCCUGCAGGACAUGACUAUAGAGCUAUUCCUUGAGUGAUAGUUGUAGCGUAAACAGUAAGUGUAAAUCCUUGACCCUCAUUAGGUGAAAUUACAUUGCUAAUGCCUGUAGAGGAAAUAUUCAGUAGCAGUGUUUCAGUACCUCACUUAGGACAUUGGGCCUUUCAGUGCUUUUGCAUGGCAUUCAAGGUUCAAAACUUAAAAAGAAUCAGCUUGCCAGUCCUGAUAGUAACUAAAAUACCUGUCCCAUUUUUCUUGUUUAGUUUCAUACAUUUAUUUUGUUCACUAUUAUCCAUUAGUAGGCAGAUCUCAACCCUAAAGCUCCUGUUCUCUUUAUAAUGCCAUCAGUGGAAGUUUAUAAGCAAUGCAAAGUAUAUUUUGUUUCAUGAAAGUGAUAAUGCACUAGUAAAGAAGGAAGCUGUCUGUUUAUAUAAUUCUAUUUUAAUUUUACUAUUUUGUUCAUAGUAAUGCUGAUUGCUCUACACAUGUCUCUCUUUAAUUAUAAUUUGUAGCAUAGUAAUAAAUUUAAUUACCAGCAUAUUUUUAGUAUCAUGAUAAAUACGGUGACUGAUUUAUAAUCCAGAUACCUUUGCCUUGUUUCCCAUCAAUACAGUACCUAUAUACCAAGUCUGAAUAUAUUUGUAUUAUUUAUCUUGAGUUUUUUGGUGUAACUACAAACACAAAUUGCAUGUAUGUAGCUGGUGAACCAAAUGUCUUACUGUUAAGAAAAAAAUCAGGGCAAAUUGAAAUGCUGAUUCAGUUACAUAAUUGUCACCCUCUUAUCAUCAUCAUCAUCAUCACCAUUACAGUCUCCUAAUUUCCUGCACAAGCAGGGUGGAAGAGUAAGCUUUGAGAGGAAAGAAAAGUUAAUGGAAAUGUAAAGCUAUUGGUGUGAAAGUUAUUAAAGAAAAUAUAAUGCAAAUAUUUUUAAUUAAUGUAAUGAACUUUGAUUGAUUCAUUGGCUGUAAAACAUGAAUUGGAAUUGGAGGCUUUAUCUUGUGGAGUAAAUACUAACAGUUUGAUGAGAUCUAUAUUGUGAUCUUUGUAAUACAUAAUCAAAAUAGUCAUCCAGAUUUCCACCCUUGUAUUGAGAGUUAUGUUGGUUUCUUCAACUCACUCGUGUCAAAUUGCAAAGGAUGAUUGUAAUUGUUUGCACUAUUAAUUUUCUGAAAACUAUUUAUUUAGACAUUAGGUUGUAAGGAAAGCUACUAUUGUUGGGAAAUGCACAUAUCGAUAACACUGAUUUUAAUGUCCUAUUCCCAACCAAUCAUGAUAGAAGCUAAUAUUUCCUGUAUAGUUACCUUCUCUUCAAAUACUAAAUGCAAGAAUCAAGUAGCUGUUACACGUUUAUAUAAUAUCUUGUAAGGAAACUUAGCAAAUAGCUUCUUAGAAAUGUUUGUGAGGCCUAUUGGUGAGGUUCUUUUAUGCUUCUGCUGCUGAUCCAUGAGAUAAUUAAAACUAUGAAAAGUUCUUGAGUUUAUCCCAGUCACCUAUGUCAAGGAAGCCAUAGUUGGUUGGGGCCUUUUUUAAGGUUUUUAAGGUUUAAUGGAUUUGUCAACAAGCAGUCCAGCAAAGUAUUUUGUAUUGCUUACCGUCUCCCAGCUGAACGUGUUUUAUUAUGCUAUUUUUACUUGUUUUUAUAAAAGCCAGGGAAAGGAAAACUUACUUAUUUCUGCAUUUAAUUAGGGUCAUAUUAAGUGAACACUGCAGGUAUUCCAUGGGAUUUAUUCUACUUUCUUUAGGGAUUAUCCAUAACAUUUCAUAGAAUUGGUGCAUAGCAUGUGUCUGGACAUUAGAACCCUGUAGGGUUUCGUCAUCACCUUUGUAUCACACUAUUUUUAGUCACGCAUUUAGUUGUAAAUUAUUACCUUAAGCUUGAUGACUGUCUUGCCAAGAAGGAAUAGCUUUAUUGAAGUGGAGGCAGGCUAUACUUACACAUGAUAUGGGUACACAGUGAGAAUUUUAUAAUUUCUUUUGUGGAAGCAGUUUUAACUUUAGCCAUCCAUGUGUACUGUAGCAUAACCUUUCACUGCACAUAACACCUAAACAAUAUCCCUGGCAAUGGAGGCCAUUAUGAGGUUUCAACAGUACAUACCACGUCACCUGUGGUGUGGUUCAUGCCUGCAGUUUCAUGUGAUUUAUUCAGAAAAUUUAUGAAGUAUUUUUGUACUUUACUACACUGAUUGGACUGAGUACAAUGCUGAUUGAUACUGUGAACUUUACAUACUAAUUUUGCUGUGGGAGGUGAUCACUUAUGUGUUCCUGUGAGGUUGUUUUAAUAAUGUAGAAACGAGUUGCAAAUACACUUUCAUUUUUUGUAA
Molecule: messenger RNA, 7681 nt
Organism: Eriocheir sinensis (Chinese mitten crab)
Lineage: Eukaryota; Metazoa; Arthropoda; Malacostraca; Decapoda; Varunidae
Gene: Mapmodulin
Product: acidic leucine-rich nuclear phosphoprotein 32 family member A-like
Exons: 8
Coding region: 119-922 (267 amino acids)
Cellular component (GO): nucleus
Molecular function (GO): histone binding
Source: RefSeq, a predicted model, not a curated record